Neodiprion fabricii is the source of this 3070-nucleotide messenger RNA. Its product is annotated as enhancer of split mbeta protein-like. The transcript is spliced from 4 exons. Gene Ontology annotation, biological process: regulation of transcription by RNA polymerase II; anterior/posterior pattern specification; regulation of neurogenesis. NCBI's taxonomy places the organism in Eukaryota, Metazoa, Arthropoda, Insecta, Hymenoptera, Diprionidae. Bases 478 to 1356 code for a protein of 292 amino acids. Gene Ontology annotation, molecular function: protein dimerization activity; RNA polymerase II cis-regulatory region sequence-specific DNA binding; DNA-binding transcription factor activity, RNA polymerase II-specific. Gene Ontology annotation, cellular component: nucleus. The record is from RefSeq and is a predicted model, not a curated record.
GCCAGGAAGAUCGAUGCAUCUGUGUCGGUGUAUCCGAAACGCCAACUGCACGGUUUGACGAUGAUGAUCGUUGUUGAGAGCGUCGGUGGCGGUGGUGGUAAAGCUCUCCGGCCUUUGAAGUGGCUGAAGGUCUGUCUAUCGGCAUGGCCGCCGCUGCCGUCGCACUGCCAUCCAGUCCGUCGGCAGACCUCGAGUAGCGAACGUCACGUGUAUGUGCGACGAUUUUUCCAACUGGGAUCGCUCAGCUUUUGAUACAGCUGUCAUUGCACUCGGUUUACGGAAUGCGCUCAACGCUUCGGAACGGUUUGGGCUGACCUUUGCUUCGCCGAUCUCGUUGCGGCCGCGAAAUUUUUUGGUCUUUUAGUGUGUGAAUUUUCUGAAAUUUUUCCGAACGCCGUUCUUCAAUCCCAGUUCCCAUCCGUGUUUUAAUUGCCUCAUUAUCCGAACGCAACUCAGAGAAUUAGACGUCAUUCUGCAAUGAUGUCGUACGAUUAUCCGCAUCCGGUUUCCAGGACUUAUCAAUACAAAAAGAUAACCAAACCUCUUCUGGAACGGAAACGGCGUGCUCGUAUCAACCGGUGCCUUGACGAACUCAAGGAUCUCAUGGUCGACGCUUUGGAGACAGAAGGAGAGAACAUCAGCAAGCUCGAAAAGGCCGACAUUUUAGAGCUGACUGUACGGCACCUUCAACGUCUUCAGGCUUCGCGACCUUCCGGAUUGUCGACAGUCGCUGUCCCAGGUGAAGAUUCGUCCGAGAGCCGAUGGCGAUCAGGCUUUGGACACUGCGCUGCUGAGGCUUGUAGAUUUCUCACCGCUCUUCCUGGAGAAGCUGCCGAUCGGCUUGCUCGACAUCUUGCUUCGGGUCUUCAAGCCACCAGGCAAAUAGAGAUCCAGGUCCCGCAAAGAGCGAAUUCCCCUCCUUCGUCUCCGAUGACGUCAAGAUCAUCGCUAGUUUCGCCAACCUUAGGGAGCUUGGACAAAACGGCGAAGCUUUUGGUGAGGUCGGUAAGCCCUGCCGGCAGCAGCACCAGGGGUUCACCACCCCCGAGACAGAAUUCGUCUCCACGGGUAACGCUGCAUCCUUACCGUGGUGACAAGGUUAACGUCACCGAACGGCCGCACACUCCUCCUUGUCAAGUCGGUAAAGAAUUGGCGCCGCCGAGCCUCGUCGGUAAAGAAACACAGAUCUCGAUCCCUCGGGCUGGAUGCUCCAUCGAUCUCUCCCCCGAUAAUCGGUUACCGACGGUCGAUCGUCAGGCCAGAACCGAUCCUAACGCUCAACCAGUUGCCGAUGACGACGAAGAGAUCGACGUCGAGAAUGUUGACGAUGGUGAUCCGAUGUGGAGACCCUGGUAGUCAGGCCAACAUCGUUCUUCAUGCUUCGGGCGAUGGUAGGUGAAGCCCUACUUAACCGACUGCAAUCGCGUUGAUGGUAGCAGAUUUUGAAUUUUUGUUUUCCAUGCUUACAUUCGAAUAAAUUUAUUAAAUUCUAGAUUUGAAAUAAUGAUUAAGAAUUACAAUCAAAAAAGCAGAAACCUAUUAUUUCAAUUGCACGUACAUUUGUUUUGAUAUAUAUUGUUUUUCAAAUAGUAAUCAAUAUAGUAUUCCCGUUCCUGAUUUUGUUAAAAAAUCUACAGCGCCUUUUUCGUCGACUAUUCGAUCAAUUUUCGCAAUCGUGUCAUCGCUUCAAUAUGCAGAACGCGUUAUUUUUCCGUACAUUUUUUUUUAUCAUAAGCCUACUCGUUCAUUUAAUAUAUAUACAUAGAUUAUUUAACGGGUUCAUUUCGUGAUUCGAAAUAAUUAUAUAUUCAUCUGCGAUGACAAUGUGAUACAUAUUUGCUUCAUGUUAGUUCUUUUUAAAUUAAUUUAGGGAUACGGUAAGAUUUUUUCUUAUGACUUGUACGAAUACUGUAUGUUAGUUUAAGUUGUCGCUUAAUUCUAUUCCCCUGAGUUGUUCUCCUAUAGCUUAUGAUUCAUGAAAAGUAUGCAAUAAUUCCGCAAAAAUUGUCUUAUUGUCGUCUUGAUAUCAUAUUUGUUCAAGUUGAGAGUUGCAAUAUAAAACAUAAUUAACCGGCAAGGCCCAUUUCUAGAUUCCAACAGGUUGAUUGAUCGUCAUAGGAACUACUCGUAUCCGAUUUAGAUUCAAAAAUCAAAUUCAGGGUAGAAUACCUCACGAGUUAUAUUAGAAACAAGAUAAUCUGUGAUUGUUUAUUUUAUUCUAAAGCGUAAUGUAUUUAUAUUAAUAUUAUAUGACACCUUACGAUUACUAAUUGUUAAUUUUAACAUCGACACGGUAAUGAUUAUACUACAAAUAGCCUUGACUCUAACCGCAUAGAAUAGAUGCAGCUAUGCUCGUUUUUGAAUUAACCGAAGGAAAUCAUCUGCAGGUAUAGGUGAAUGUCGAUGAGGCUGUACACGACAGAUAAGUGAUCUUUCAAAUCUGCAAUGAUUUUAAUACUGCUACAUCUAUUUUUGUACAAAGCGGAAACGAAACUUUAUUCACUAUAUAACACACAUAUACGAUAAUGUUGAUGAUUUUGGUACGUGGCUUUAACGUAGUAGUUUGUAGAAUUCAUACGAAUGUAUCCCAGGUUAUCAUUAUUAUUCUGUUACUUUGUAGAUCUACAAAUACAGUAUGUAUGUAUACAUAAAUAUAUACAUAUAUAUAUAGUAUUACGUCAAACUAAUGUGAAUGAUUAGUUAAUUUUAUUCGUAGAUUAUUGCUGUUAAUAUUUAUAAGGAGAAAUCUAUUAUAUAGUUAUGAAUGCUGAACUUACGAAUUGAACAAACUUUAUUUAUAUACUAUAAUUGUAAUACGUCUCAUUCGUAUCAGUUCUCGCAAGAUUUCGUCUCUGAUCCACUCAAGGUAUUAUUGCUGUAAUCGAAAAUUCAAGACGUUCACUCGAAGCAAUUAAAUUUUUAAGCAUGGAGAAGGCCGAAGAUCAUUAAUUAUCGUCGGGAUCCACAUGAAAAGCCUUUCUAUUCGUUCCUUUUUUUGUGACACACAGUCGCGAAUGAAUUUAAUCUCAUUAUUAUGUUGGUUGCAUUUGUCAUGAAGUUUGUAACAUUA